This is a messenger RNA of Sporothrix schenckii 1099-18, 657 nucleotides long. RefSeq lists its product as uncharacterized. The record is from RefSeq and is a predicted model, not a curated record. The transcript has a single exon. The coding region runs from base 1 to 657 and encodes 218 amino acids. NCBI's taxonomy places the organism in Eukaryota, Fungi, Ascomycota, Sordariomycetes, Ophiostomatales, Ophiostomataceae.
AUGGGCCCGGCGGGAGACUGGGCGGUCCGGAAUAGGGAGUCGAGUGCAAACUGCUGCUUGGUGGCGGGUGCAGCGGGUCAAUGGUCCGCAUGCUGGGCAGAGACGGGAUCGAGUUGUUCGGUGGUGGUGGUGGUGGUGGUGGUGGUGGAAGCGGCGCGCCAACGGGCGACGGACUGUACAAUUCGCUCACACCCAUGCCCGGAUUUCCUGGGCCUUGAUGACUGCCGACGCUCUGGCUGCUCUGCGACGGGUAGUAUUGGUGAUUUGAGUGUCCUGAUGAGCCGAUUGAGGACGUUGAUGGUGGCGGCGGCAGCUGAUGUUGCAAUUGAUGUUGUUGGUGUUGGUGCUGUUGCUGGUGCUGGUGCUGUUGUUGUGGCUGGUGAUGUUGCUGGUGUUGUUGCUGGUGCUUUUGCUGGUGCUGUUGCUGGUGCUGUUGCUGGUGCUGUUGCUGGUGCUGUUGUUGGUGAUAUUGCGGGUGAGGUUGGUGUUGAUGCGGAUGCUGGUGCUGAUGGGAUUCCGGUUGCUGGUGUCGGUGAUGGUGCGACGGCGGCGCGGGCGGCGUGUGCUGGUACGACGAAGGCCCCGGAUAACUCAUACUGCCGCUGUCGGACAGGCGAGGUAGACCCGCAUGAUGGGAUUGGUGGCCCGCCAUGGUGA